UACUAGAUUUCGUGCGUGUGCAGUAAAAUCAGAAACGCAUGCAUCUCAAAUUUAAGCACAAAAAUCAUAAUAAUUUUAAUGCUAUUGAUAUAUUUAAUGCAGAAGGCGACACAUAUUGCAAAUGUAUAUAGAAAGAAAAAUUUGCAGUUAUUUAAUAUACAUUUCAAUGCAUAUUAUUGGUUUUCUCAGUUUUAAAUUGUCUCUAAAAGUAGAGGGUCUAGGAGCACCCUUUAUGAUACAAAUGUGAGAUGAGACUUCACUGAGAUCACAUUUAACGCGCAUGCGUAAGGAAAUGCCUGCGUUCUACGUCUCGCGAAAACAGCAUUGCGUUCUACGUCUCGCAAAACUUAUUCGGCAAUGUCAUUCGGUGGCCAAGUGAUGCAAUCGAUCGAGACACGUAAUUUCGUGAGAAUGCGCGCAAUAGGAUACAAAAGUGCGUUUCGCGAAAUAAUAAAACGUGGAUAGGGACACGGAGCGACGAAAAACAGUUCAUAUGUGUUCAAUAUCGCGACUGGCGUGAUAUUGAACGGAAUUAAUCACCGAGCGAAACAUACAAGUCUAUCAACCGAGCAGGAGAGACCUUUCAGAGAAGGUUACAAUGCAUUGGAAAUUACACUUUGAAUUCGUCACUGCUCGGAUGACAUAUGCAAAGUUGAAGGAAAAUUCUCUAAAAAUUCGAUGAAUUAUAUCAGUUGGAGCAGAAUUAUCAAUUGAAGCUGAAUAUGAACUACUCUUUUCAUCGAGGAUAUAUGAAACAAUCUAUUAAAAGUGGGAGCUCGGAGAAGCGCUUUAUUGAAGAAUGCGAUAAAUUUUAAUGAAAGGAGCUUAUUCUAUUAAAAACGAUGCCUAGAUACAAAUAGAUAUACGGGUCGCACACAAUCCAUGUAUUUUGAUUACUAAUUAAUGCAAAUGCAAGGGAACAGCAUUAAAUAUAAUUGCUUGCAAUUAAUUGCCUUGCCAGCAAUUUAAAAAGUCAAAUAAAUGUUUCUCAGAGUAUUUUGAAUGAUCAAAUAAUUCGUACAGAUUAUUUGUGAUAGAAUGUUGCAAUUCUAUGUGAGAUCAAACAGCGAAAAAGAUGAAAUCAUCUUCAUGCAAUGUGCUUUGUUGUGACACAACAUAUAUCGAAACAAUAAUAUGCAAAGGCAGCAUAGUCAAAUACGACGAUUUUGACAAUUAACGGACCACAAAAUGCGAAUAAUGAAUUUUUGGCGAAGCGUCGCUAAAACAAUGAAAAAAUCGUAUUUCUUCGUCAAUCUGAUCGUUGCAUCGAUCAUGAUAAUCUGCAUCUACCUCUUAGCCUCUUAUGGCGACUUCAAAAUUCAGGACAUAUUUCUCAAAAUGUCAAUAGUUCACGAAGAGAAUUCUACAGACAAAUUAAUCAAGGCAGAGGAAUAUAGAAAUAAAAGCAUAAAAACCAUUCUUCUGUGGAAUACGAUGUUCGGUAGAAGAGAUUUUUAUUUUGGAGAAGGUGAUAUUUUUCAUAAUUGUCCUAUCAAUAAAUGCAAAAUCGUUAUGGAGCGAGAUUACUUAAAUAUCGAAGAGUACGACGCCAUUUUUUUUCAUGGAAACGAACUGACUGAAUACGACUUGCCAUUGAAAAGAGAGAUGAAACAAUUUUACGUGUACGUUAAUUUGGAAAGUCCAGCCAAUAGAGCGAUACCUUAUAAGUUCUACGAGGAUUACUUUAAUCUCACGAUGACAUAUCGUCUCGACAGUGACAUACCGUGGACUUAUAACAUCAUAGAGGAUAUAAAAACUGGCAAGUUCGUCGCACCUUCAAAAGAUGUUGACUGGAAGGCGUCUAUAAAUUAUACAAGUGUAGAGAAAUCGACGGACGAGAUAUCGUCCACGAUAUUGGACAUCGUCAAGGGUAAGAGCAAGCUGGUAACUUGGUUUGUAAGCAAUUGCUACGCCAAAAGUGGCCGGAUGGAGUACGUGCAGGAGCUGUCGAAGCACAUAGGCGUCGACAUUUACGGCAGAUGCGGUACAUUCAACUGCAACAGUGGCCGGAACUGUUUUGGCGACGUAAUCGAGCCCAACUACUUUUUCUACCUGUCUUUCGAGAAUUCCUUCUGCGACGAUUACGUGACGGAGAAGCUGAUGAACCCGCUCAGGUAUAAUGUCGUCCCAGUAGUUUACGGAGGCGCCAACUACAGUCAGUUCGCACCACCGAAUUCCUACGUGAAUGCCUUGGACUUCGAAAGUCCGAAGGAACUCGCCGCGUACUUGAAAUAUCUCUCUCAAGAUCUGCGGCGAUAUCAAAGCUUCCUAGAAUGGAAGAAAUAUUAUCGAGUCAACGUGGCAACAAAACGAGCCGUUUGCAGACUUUGCGAGGUGUUGCAUAAGCAAAAAGAGCCGAAAAUAUAUUCGCCCUUAUCAGACUGGUACGCGAAAGAUAAAUGUCCUAUUCAAACUCGUUUGAGUGAUAUUAAUAAAUACGCGACGAAAAUUACACUAAUGAAUCGUAAAUAGAAUUAAGUUGUAUAAUUGGAACACAGAAAUGAAUAAUGUAUCAACCGUUAUGGAGCGCCCUGGGGUCGAUUAAAUUGAUGCGAGAUUCUACAUAUAAAUAUGAUACAUUUAUUUAUUUACGUAAAAAGCGAUGUCUACUGUACUUUCGAUUGGCUAACUAUUUUGAUAUUAAUUUUUACAUUAUUGAACAGAAAUCUUGAGAUAUGUA
Molecule: messenger RNA, 2680 nt
Organism: Nylanderia fulva
Lineage: Eukaryota; Metazoa; Arthropoda; Insecta; Hymenoptera; Formicidae
Gene: FucTC
Product: alpha-(1,3)-fucosyltransferase C
Cellular component (GO): membrane
Molecular function (GO): fucosyltransferase activity
Source: RefSeq, a predicted model, not a curated record